AUGUCGACUGCCCUGCAGCCAGCUGCUCACCAGCCAGCCGCCUUGGCGUCGCCGCCCAUGCCUCCCCCCUCCGGCCGCCAGUACAUGUCGCCACACUCGUCCCCGAAUCGAGAGGCUUACCAUGCCAACCAGAGCGCCACCGCCUCGCCUUCCUCGAGACGCCCACCCUCGCGCAAGACGAGCGGCCACGGCGCCUCUCCCUCUUUCGAUCUGAACUCGUACAGGCCGCCCCGGGCCGCCCCCGCAAAGGCCCAGCACCCCGAGCGUCGACCGUCCAAAUCUGACCGCCCGUCGACCAUGGUUCCUGUCGCGCCGCCACGAACCUCAUCCUCCGCCCACCCGGACGUGAGUUCGCGGAGAAGCCAUCAGGAGCCCAAUGGGGCGGCUGGCUUUCAGCAUCACGCGCAGAUAGCUGGCUCACGAAGUGAUUCUCGCGGUGAUGCCAACGUUCCGCCGCAAAAUCACAAGAGCAAGAGGUCUGCGAACCCACACUCGGCCCACGAUUCGGCCGUCCGCCCGACCAGCAGCCGCGCAGCCGAGGUCUCGAUGCCUGUCCGAUCAGCUGCAAAGCCUCGCGAGGCCACCGAGGGCUUGUCCGCCAUGGUUCCCAGCAUCGAAGGACUCAACGGUCGCGAGGCUCGAGCUUCUUAUCACGCCGCUUCGGCGCAAGACGAUGCGGCGCCACCGCCCGUGGUCAGCCCGAGCGAGACCCCCGACGAACGACGCGCCACCCGCAGCAGGCACGAUCAUAGCCGAAGCCAUAAGGGGACUUCCAAGUUUGGCGACUUCAUCCUGGGAAAUACCAUCGGUGAGGGCGAGUUUGGCAAGGUUAAGCUUGGCUGGAAACAAGAUAGCAGCGUUCAGGUCGCCAUCAAGCUGAUCAAAAGAGACACCGUGGGCGGCAACCCGUCCCGUCUCUCCAAGAUCAAGCGCGAAGUCACAAUUCUGCGAGGAGUGCAACAUCCAAACAUUGUGCGAUUAAUAGACAUGAUAGAGACGGACAGAUACAUUGGCAUCAUCCUCGAGUACGCGUCUGGCGGAGAGCUUUUUGACUACAUCCUGAACCAUCGGUAUCUGAAGGACCACUCGGCCCGCCGUCUCUUCUCUCAGCUGGUCUCCGGGGUUGGCUACCUGCACAAAAAAGGCAUCGUGCACCGAGAUCUCAAGCUGGAGAAUCUACUUUUGGAUCGCAAUCGCAACAUCAUCAUUACCGACUUUGGCUUUGCCAACACGUUCGACCCCCACGACGAAUUGGCCGAGGAGGAGGAACUGAACCUGACGGACCGCGAGUUCGUAAAGCAGAUUGGCCUGGACAAGGUCAAGCCAAACGGCUCGCGCAAGGGGGACCUGAUGCAGACGAGCUGUGGCAGCCCAUGCUACGCCGCGCCCGAGCUUGUGGUCAGCGAUUCCCUCUACACCGGGAGAAAGGUUGAUGUCUGGAGCUGCGGUGUUAUCCUGUACGCCAUGUUGGCGGGCUACCUCCCAUUCGACGACGAUCCGGCGAACCCCGAAGGCGACAAUAUCAAUCUGCUGUACAAGUACAUUGUGUCCACUCCCCUGACGUUUCCCGAAUACGUCACCCCUCAUGCUCGCGAUCUCCUCCGGCGCAUCUUGGUUCCCAACCCCCGCAAGCGUGCGGAUCUCUUCGAGGUGGCGCGACACAGCUGGCUGAGCGAAUACGCUCACGUUGUUGAAUUCAUCACGAGCACUACGACGUCGCCAUCCGAGGCUCAGAGCGCGUCGGCACAGCACGGAUAUGCGGAGCACUCUACCGUUGCAAGAAGUGCUUCUGUUCGCGAGGCUGCUAAGCACAAAUCGCCCGCCCCUGUUGCCGUCGGUGGCCUGGCCAAAGCACACGCCAAGAUCGACCAAGACAUUGAGCAGGCUUAUCGUACACCAAAGGAUACUAAGCGUCGGACGGUUCAGGUCGAAUACGUGGCCCCGACCACGCAGACGCAGCGCGGAUCAGACCCCAGCGCCUCGGACACUCCUGCUCAUGCUGACGGCUACGCGACGCCCGCGCUGUCAAGGUUAACGCAGAGCUCGCACGGCAAUGUCGGAUCCGCGAAGGCCUCACGAGAUAUGCGGGCCAUCUCGGAUAAUGCUCAAGUGGCCAGUUCUGGCGCGAGACCACAGACGGGAGGCUCGUUGCAGUCAGCUGCGUCGAUGGCUCUGCAAUCGCGAGGCAACUACGGACAGCCUGUCCCCCCAGCCAUCGCUGAUACGAAUGCUCAGGGACGCAUACAGCAGCCCUCGAAUGCCGAAGACGAUGACGCCUCGGGCAUCGGCAGACCCAGCGUAGUCGCGCCAUCCAAGUUUGCGAGAAUAUCUGGCCUUCAUGAGAGCCGAAGCAACGAGAACAAGGGCCACAAGCGAUCGAGCACCAUUGGCGAAAUUGGCUCGAGGCUCUUGGGUCGCAGCGGAUCCGUGUUUGGCGGCAAGAGUAGGAAGCGACCGGAACAGCAGCAAGCCGAAAAGGCAAAGAAGUACCCCCCCGUCAGCAUGUCGAAUUCGAUGCCCUUGGGAGAGGAGCCGGGGCCGAGACCGUCGAUUGAGUCCAAGGCUUCGCGCCGCUCAUUCUCGCUGGGCAUUGGGAAGAAGCGCAGUGGCAGCAUGACGGGCUCCCAAGGAUCUUCGGAAAAGAAGGAUCGCCGGCGAUUCUCGCUGCUCCCGGCCUCGUUUUCGCUCAAAUCCAUUGGUCUCGGCCGAGAGUACCCCGACAGUUCGCCUUCGGAGGUGGAAUCGCGGCAAGAUCUCCCCGGCCCGGCCGCUCGCACGAACCCGCCGCGGAGCGUAACGGCGCCUGGGGACGCCCGGGGCAGCUCCCCCUUCUUUGACAACUCGGAGGAAGAGGCUCGAGCACACGAGGCGACGGGCUCCAACCCGGGCCACCGCUCGAAACAUGGCACUGCACCGGACGAGGGACGAAGGCCCAAGGCAGCCGCGGCAUAUGCGCAGACAGGCUCCCACUUCAACGGCGCCUCGGAAUCGUCGGAGGAAACGCGUCGACCUCCGACGGCACCGCAGUCCGGAACCCACGGCCACGGCCCUACCGAACAAGAGGGCGACGGCAGUCGUGGAAACCGGGGAGCGUUGCAGAAGACGCACAAGCGAUUCACGGACGCAUACGAGCAGGGCGACUACCGAGGGCACGAGGGAAGCAGCGGCGCCGCCAAGCGCGUGAUGGACUUUUUCAGAAGACGAGGCAGAGCGCGGGGCGGAGACGAUCGGUGA
Molecule: messenger RNA, 3234 nt
Organism: Hirsutella rhossiliensis
Lineage: Eukaryota; Fungi; Ascomycota; Sordariomycetes; Hypocreales; Ophiocordycipitaceae
Product: kinase
Exons: 4
Coding region: 1-3234 (1077 amino acids)
Biological process (GO): intracellular signal transduction; microtubule cytoskeleton organization; protein phosphorylation
Cellular component (GO): cytoplasm
Molecular function (GO): tau-protein kinase activity; ATP binding; protein serine/threonine kinase activity
Source: RefSeq, a predicted model, not a curated record